Andrographis paniculata is the source of this 3588-nucleotide messenger RNA. RefSeq names its product beta-galactosidase 9. Gene Ontology annotation, biological process: carbohydrate metabolic process. Lineage: Eukaryota; Viridiplantae; Streptophyta; Magnoliopsida; Lamiales; Acanthaceae. Gene Ontology annotation, molecular function: beta-galactosidase activity; carbohydrate binding. The transcript is spliced from 19 exons. Bases 250 to 2883 code for a protein of 877 amino acids. The record is from RefSeq and is a predicted model, not a curated record. Gene Ontology annotation, cellular component: vacuole; cell wall.
UAUUCGUGAAACCGUCGUCAGUUUCACUUCACCUGCUGUAGAAUUGCAGGCGCUGCUGAUGCAAGAAAACUUUUUACUUCCAACAUCUGGACGGUCAUCCGAUUCUGUGUUUUUUGUCGCCCGCAAGUCUCUUUCAUCGUUGGUUUCUUGACGUAUACUACUGUUCGAUAUAAUUGCAACUGCAACGCCUGCGGUUCUUAUUUCUAUUCAAGGAGCACUGCACGCUGGCGGAACGAGUUGAAUUGGAAGAUGGGCUUAGUACUUCAAUGGGUUUUCUUGGGGCUGAUUGCGCAAUCACUAAUUGUUGCUGGAGAGUUUUUUGAGCCGUUCAAUGUGAGCUACGAUGGCAGAGCGGUGGUCAUCGGUGGAGAGAGGCGAAUGCUAGUCUCCGGUGGAAUCCACUACCCCAGAGCCACCGCCGAAAUGUGGCCUGAUCUUAUUUCAAAGAGCAAAGAAGGUGGAGUUGAUGUCAUUGAAACAUAUGUAUUUUGGAACGUUCACGAGCCAGUAAAGGGACAAUAUGACUUUGAAGGGCGAUAUGACAUUGUGAAGUUUGUGAAGCUAGUGGGUUCUAGUGGCCUAUAUUUAUUUCUACGUAUAGGUCCUUAUGUUUGUGCUGAAUGGAACUUCGGGGGCUUUCCUGUUUGGCUUCGAGAUAUUCCUGGUAUUGAAUUUCGAACAGAUAACAAACCCUUUAAGGAAGAAAUGCAGAGGUUUGUCAAAAAGAUAGUGGAUUUGAUGUUAGAGGAGUCACUUUUUGCAUGGCAAGGCGGCCCAAUAAUUUUGUUGCAGAUUGAAAAUGAAUAUGGAAAUAUUGAAAGCUCUUUCGGUCGUGGAGGAAAAGAGUAUAUGAGAUGGGCUGCGAAAAUGGCAGUUGGACUUGGUGCUGGUGUUCCUUGGGUUAUGUGUAAGCAAGUUGAUGCACCAGAAUACAUUAUUGAUACAUGCAAUGGAUACUAUUGUGAUGGUUUCAAGCCAAAUUCGAACAAGAAACCAAUUGUAUGGACUGAGAAUUGGGAUGGAUGGUAUGCAGAUUGGGGUGACAGAGUUCCCCACCGCCCUACUGAAGAUAUUGCUUUUGCAGUUGCUCGCUUUUUCCAAAGAGGGGGGAGUUUGUUUAAUUAUUAUAUGUACUUUGGUGGGACAAACUUUGGUCGUACUGCAGGAGGCCCAAAUAUCAUCACUAGUUAUGAUUAUGAUGCACCAAUUGAUGAAUAUGGGCUCCUGAGACAGCCUAAAUGGGGACAUCUGAAGGAUCUGCAUGCUGCCAUAAAACUAUGUGAGCCUGUUCUUGUUGCUGUUCAUUCACCUACAUAUAUCAAAUUGGGACCCAAGCAAGAGGCACACGUCUAUCGUGAUGAUAGCAAGUGUUCGGCUUUUCUUGCUAAUAUUGACGAGCAUAGGUCUGCCACAGUGAAUUUUCUCAAUCAAGCAUACAAUUUACCACCUUGGUCUGUGAUUAUAUUGCCUGAUUGCAGAAACAUUGCCUUUAAUACUGCCAAGAUUGGGGCACAGACUUCCAUCAAGACGACUGGACUUGGUGUCUCUUCAGGCAUAUAUGAUCUUUCAUCAUUGAAAUUGAUGGUGCCAUAUGAAUCUGAGUACAUUUCAAAAGCCUGGAGUUUUGUUAAGGAGCCAAUUGGUGUCUGGAGUGACAACAACUUCACUCACCUAGGCAUUCUGGAGCACUUAAAUGUGACAAAGGAUAAGUCCGAUUAUCUAUGGUAUACCACCAGAAUACACAUUUCUGAAGAGGAUAUUUCAUUUUGGAAAGAGACUCAGGUUGCUCCUGUGAUUUCCAUUGACAGCAUGCGCGAUGCAGUCUGCAUAUUUGUUAAUGGCCAAUUUCAAGCUAGUGCAAAAGGAAAUUGGAAGAAGGUAGUUCAACCUGUUGAGCUCAUCCAAGGACAGAAUGACAUUACACUGCUAUCUGAAACAGUGGGUUUGCAGAAUUAUGGCGCCUUCCUUGAGAAGGAUGGAGCAGGUUUCAGAGGUGAAAUUAAGAUUACAGGGUUUAAAAAUGGAAAUCUUGAUCUUACAAAAGCUAUGUGGACCUACCAGGUUGGACUUAAGGGGGAAGCCCUAAAAUACUUUUCCAUUAAUGAAAAAGUUUGUACAGAAUGGAAUCCAUUGCCAUCUGAUGCAGUUCCAACCAGGUUUUCCUGGUACAAGACGACUUUUGAUGUCCCCAGCGGAAUAGACCCCGUUUCCUUAGACUUCAGUAGUAUGGAAAAAGGUCAGGCAUGGGUCAACGGUCACCACAUUGGAAGAUACUGGAUCUUAAAUGCCCCACAGGAUGGAUGUCGGACUUGCGAUUAUCGUGGAACAUAUAAUUCCGACAAGUGUGUGACAGAUUGCGGAAAGCCAACUCAAUCUUGGUAUCAUGUGCCAAGAUCAUGGCUACGACCAUCUGGAAAUCAGCUUGUCAUCUUUGAGGAAAGUGAUAAACUUCCUCAUAAGAUUUCCAUCGAGUCACAUUUCACCGAAACUGUUUGUGCCAAAGUCUCUGAGAAUCACGCUCCUCCUCUGCACGCAUGGUCAUAUGCCAGCAAUGGAACAGUUUCACUCAAUCCUACAGCACCUGAGAUGCACUUGAGUUGUGAAACUGGAAGCAAAAUCUCCUCAAUCGAGUUUGCUAGCUAUGGAACUCCACAGGGCAGCUGCCAAAGCUUUUCAAGAGGCGAUUGCCACGCACCCAAUUCAUUUUCUGUGGUCUCUCAGGCCUGCAUUGGGAAGCAAAGCUGCUUCGUAAGUGUCUCCAAUUCUGUAUUUGGAGAUCCCUGUCAUCGUGUCGUCAAGACAUUAUCUGUGGAAUUGAAAUGCUCGUCGUCGUCAUCAGCCACCAGAGCGUCUCUAACAAACUCUCUCUCCCAAUCGGCCUAAAGAUAGAUCUCAUGAUACAUGCGCUGGGAGUCCUGUAAGACCUUCAAAGUUGUGCAUUAAAAUCUGCAUUCAUAAGACCUUCAAAGAUUGUGCUAAAAUAAUAUUGUCAAGAAAUCCAUAAUAAUAAAGUUAGUACAAAUUAUUGCUACGUGUACAUUAGGUGUAUGUCUUUUGACUGCAGACGUAUGUAAUAUACUUGUUAAGUACGAGAGUUUAAAAGUAUGGUUUUGACCCAAGAAAUGGAAAGAGUGUGGACCCAAUGGUGGGCCAAAAGUGAUUUUCAGUCGGAUUGACUGAUGGAAACCAACAGGCUAUCAGGUAUAUUUGGUCAGUUCAUCAGAUGAAGAGCCCAUCCGACUUUUACUGCUGGGUCGGGUGGUUUUGAAGAAACUGACUGGAACUGCAGGGUCGGACAUCUGUGGUUAUAAUAUACCACGUGUCGGCAGAAGGUUUCUUAAAGGCAACCGAUGAUCGUGUGGAUAGGGUAACCGACGACAGUUCAAUACACGAUAUUAGGUAACCGACUCUGAAACAGUUUUGGACGGUUCAAGUGGGUUUUUAUUUAAACAAAUCAAUGGAUGAGGGAAAGGGGAUCUUCAAUCAUCUCAUGAAAAGUCUUAUCGGAGAUCACUCAUUUUAUAAUUCUUAGUUCUAGUGCAUUUUCUAGUUUUUAUGUACUUUGUUUUAGGGAUCUAUGAUCUCUGA